Oldenlandia corymbosa var. corymbosa is the source of this 2451-nucleotide messenger RNA. Lineage: Eukaryota; Viridiplantae; Streptophyta; Magnoliopsida; Gentianales; Rubiaceae. The record is from the annotation of a GenBank genome assembly.
UCUAGAAAGACAUAUAAAAAAAAACGGAGGGAGUAUAUUGAAAGCCUGGUCUGGAAUUCUUGAACCAAUAGUAGAAAAAAGCAGUUAAUUAUGGGGAGCUCAAAUAUUGAUGCUAUCCUACUCAUCAUCGGGUGUAUGUUCUUAGUUAUCUUCAAUCGGUUUGAAUGUGUAUGCAGCCAUGAUCUUAAUGUUGCUGAUAACUCAAAAAGUGCAGGCUGCAUUGACAGUGAACGACUAGCUCUUAUGGAACUCAAAGGAAGCCUUGUUGAUCCUCCGAAUCGAUUGUCAUCAUGGACUGGGAAGGAUUGCUGCAAUUGGAAGGGAAUCGCUUGCGAUAAUCACACGGGUCACGUCGUGACGCUUGAUCUCGGUAACCACAUCAAUCCUUAUUCCCCAGUCCCCUUUUCUGACACUUUUUUUGAUUUUAUGGACAACAUGUUAUGGGGUAAGAUCAGUACUCCUUCUAUAUGUGAUUUGGAAGAUUUGAACUAUCUUGAUCUAAGCUCCAAUAAUUUUGCCGGAACUCAAAUCCCGAAAUGCUUUGGAUCUUUGAGAAAUUUGAGGUACCUCAACCUCUCUUUAGCUGGAUUUGAAGGAGAGAUUCCUCCUCAUCUUGGAAAUCUAUCUAGAUUACAGCAUCUAGAUAUUGCUCGAGUUUCAAGUUUUGGAUUUGCAACGAGCUACACUUUAAGUACUAAGAAUCUUGAGUGGGUUACAGGGCUUUCUUUCUUAAAGAGUUUGGAUCUUUCUGGCAUUGUCAUAAGUGAAAGUCAUCGUUUGUUGGAUUCAGUUAACAUGCUUCCUUCGUUAUCAUCUUUGCAACUAAGAAAGUGCUUCUCACCAGAUGGAAUUGGAAAUCAUAAUUCUCCUCUUGUUCCUUCUCAUUUCAAUCUCACACCUCUUGUUUCUCUUGACAUUGGGGGGAACGGUCUGGAAUCUCCCUCACUACUAAAUUGGUUCUCCAACCUUUCUAGCAAUCUUCAAGUUCUUAGGAUUGGAGGCAAUAACUUCGAUGGUCCAUUCCCUUUCACGUUACGAAAAUUCCCGCAUUUAACAGUUCUUGACAUUUCAUCAAACUUAUUGUUCAAUUAUUCACCAUUGUUAGAUUCAUUGUGCAACCAUACAAGCCUAUCUUCUGUUGAUCUUAGUUACAAUCAACUUCAAGGAUCACUUCCUCUUUGCCUCGGAAAUGUGACUUCUCUUAACAUACUUCGUUUGGGAUCCAACAACUUCGGAGGGGAAAUUCCCAGUGAGUUGUGUAAUCUUAAACAACUAACUGAUCUCGAAUUGGAUUCCAACUCUUUCAACUCUUCCAUCCCGCCAUGUAUUGGAAGACUUACGGAGCUUGAAUCUCUUUAUCUCAAUGAAAAUCAGUUGUCUGGUACAAUUCCUUCAACCCUUGGCCAACUCAGCAGACUAAAAGUUUUAGCUAUUGGACAGAAUUCAUUGACAGGUGCUUUGUCGGAGUCGCAUUUUACGGAACUCAAAAAUUUAGAUGUUUUGUCAGUCUCUGGUAACAAGUUUCUGACACUCAAUGUAAGCAAUCAAUGGAUCCCUCCAUUCCAACUCAGGUCCAUUUAUAUGGGUUCUGUUCACAUGGGCAAUCAAUUUCCCUCAUGGCUUCAAACCCAAAAGAAUGUUGUAGAGUUAGACAUGGCAAAUGCCGGUAUCUCUGAUCGUAUCCCUGACUGGUUCGGAAGCACUUUUUCUAGUGUCCAAUAUCUAAAUCUAUCAGGAAAUGAUAUCCACGGUGAGGUACCAUUAUCAAUGAAAAGAUUAAGGUAUUUAGAUAUACUUGAUCUCAGCGGUAAUCAACUUAGUGGCACUUUAUCGGAAUGGAUUGGUGAAGAGCUAUCACAGUUGGAGGAUAUUAAUCUUCAAUCCAACAAUUUUUCUGGUAAUAUUCCCACACAAUUAUGCCAAUUACCAAACCUUCAAAAACUACGCUUGGCAAAUAACAGCUUGACUGGUCACCUUCCAGCGGAUUGCUUUUCUUAAGCAUUAAAGCAUUGUGAUGGAAACAUUACAUCUCAUGGCAUUGCAAGAUCAUCAAAUGAAGAGUCUGCUGAUGGUACAGAGCUAUUGGCGGUGAAUUUUCUUGAAGGUCCAUGUAAUCUCACUUAUGGUUUCACCUCCAAACGAAAUUGACUAUGAGGAGAGUAGUAUAUGACAACUUAUAUGUUAAUUAAGUUGGGUUACUAUUUCUAUUUUGGGACGGUUGUCUUUACAUGUUUUCAAGUUCGAAGGAGAUUUUAACAAUUUCCUUUAAAAAAUAUUAUAGUGCUCCCAUUUUUUUUUUUUUGCUUUUAGUAUUUUAAUUUUGGGGGAUGAUAUUGAAAAGUUUAAUUACUUUAUGACAUAGAGGCUUUGUUUUCGUAGAGUAUAGUUUUCACUCUUGUUUAGCAUGCUAGCCUAAUCCUGUUGUUGAUCAAGAACAUGUUUGUCCAGAGC